This is a messenger RNA of Melanaphis sacchari, 2578 nucleotides long. RefSeq names its product slowpoke-binding protein (gene Slob). The record is from RefSeq and is a predicted model, not a curated record. The transcript has 11 exons. Gene Ontology annotation, biological process: protein phosphorylation. Gene Ontology annotation, molecular function: ATP binding; protein kinase activity. NCBI's taxonomy places the organism in Eukaryota, Metazoa, Arthropoda, Insecta, Hemiptera, Aphididae. The coding region runs from base 1004 to 2548 and encodes 514 amino acids.
GUACAAUUUUAUAGUCGUAUGUAAAAAUAGUUACCUAAUUUGUAUAGGCGUGCAUACUGGUAGGGCUGAUUGGGCUUUAGCCCCACCUAAGCCUUUUUUUAACAAGUGGGUAAGUACUUGGUACCUAAAAAAGUAAUAAGGCGUUAUAGCCGUAGAAAAUUGAUAACAAAAUAAAUUAAAAUCAUAGAUAUUUACAAAAUUAAAGAUAUACUGGUUUAAUUUUUUUUUCGUGAGAACAUAAUGGGUGGAGGGUGGGUGGUCAGAUUGAAUUUAGCUAUACCUGACUCAGAAGUCUGCGCAUGCCUAUGCAGUAUACUACUUACUCAUCAUACCCAAUACCUACUACCAUACACGAAUUCUCAACCACAAUCCACAACUUUAUUAAUAAACCAAAACUAGGUAUUAAACAAUAGUAAUAUACAGUUUUUACGCUAUUGUACAAAUAUUUAAUAAGAGCAUUGGAUUUUAACAAUGGCGAAUAUGUUUAUAUACAUGUAAGUGUAUACCUAUACAUAAAUAUAUUUUUUAAAACUAAUAUCCUUUAAUUAUUGCACCAACACAAUAAUAAUAAGUAAUAUAAAUAUUAGGUAUAUCAGGUAUAAUGUCAUGAAUAUUAAGAUAUGUGGCCCACCCUACAGUAGUGUAGUGUGUACAUAUUAUACUAAAUAAAUACAUAAUAGCCAAUGGCGUACUACGCCGUACAGCAUGUUCAUGUGUGGUCCAAAGUCAAUGUUACCAUUUGACUUGCAUAAAGCUAAAACUCACGCGAUAUAUUUGGGCUAUUGUUCGUGUUUACAUAGAUAAUGAGUAAUGACCGUGGUUAAUUCCCACAGCACCAUUUAUAUUAUCCGUCUAUAUUAAAAUACAGAAUAAACAGAAUAAUACAAAUUAUAAUAUCAUGUCGACGACUAUAAAACACGACCAGUUUUAAUAUUCACAAAAAUUAAACAGACAACAGCACUCAUUUAUAGUACUGCGGUGACAGUGAAACGCUAAGUUACAGAUGCCUUGGCCGAUCGGUAAUCGCAAUAACAACAAUGCUCGUACGAUCAUAUCCGUGUUGCCACGCUCGCCUCAAUCGGAAAAUUGCUUCAAAAUUAUGCCGUCGUCGGGGGACGCGGAAUCCGAACGACCCGUUCACAGGGUGAACGGACGCGUAGCAUCCCGAAAGCCCGACCGCAGUGUCGUCAGAUCGAGGCCCGUGUGUCCGUUUAGGUUUCGACUAGCAUGGUGGUCCACACCCGAACCUCCCAAACAUUUCAAGGAAUUGUGCGACAACUGUAAAGUCGAUCGCGGACACAAAAAUGGCAGCCGGUAUCAGUACACAGCGUUGGAACCCGAUUCCAUGGGGCAGGAACGAAUGGAACUGGAACGCAAAGCCCGACAACACGCUCAAAAUGCAUGCAAGCAUUACUUAAGGUUUUGUCCACGAUAUGCUCUUUUACAACACCUCAACGACAUUGGGUCAAGGGUGGAUAAACAUUGGUUUGUAGUACGCGAUGGAUCAGUCAAAACAGAACGUCUAUUGACACUCGUGCCCAAGAAUCCCAAAAGUGUUCUCGAGUGCACAUCAGAUACCAGACGUACUAUACUAGAUCUUUUUUUAACAUUACAACAUCCUUACAUAUAUCCUGUAUUGGACGUUGAGUUUGUUGAAGGUGCAACAGACCCAGAAACAACAUUUAUAACAUUAGUAUUACCUUUUAACAGUAAGGGAAGUCUUAAAGAUCUUAUCUAUAAGAGUUGUUGGCAUGAUGAUUGGAGUGAUAAGUAUGGACAGCGCAGUGAAGGUUUGCCAUUGUCACAGAUACAAAGACUUGGUCGUCAGAUUCUUGAAGCACUUUUAUUUCUUAAGGAAAGAAAGUUUCCACAUGAUUGUAAUUUACAUUCUGGCAAUGUAAUUCUUCAGAAUGGUGUAGCCAGGAUCACAGGUCUAGAAAAUUCUCUACUUGGUUUUACAUCGAGAAUUCAGCCCAUUGUUAUGAGUGGUAAUUUCAUAUUGGAUGAUUUCUCAGCAAUUGAUGUCAUUUGUUUUGGCCAUGUUCUAUUUGAAAUGGCAGCUGGUUAUGAAUUGCUCACUCCAGAACCCAGUGAAAUUAAUUUACAAGAUAUUGCUCACUACCCUCAAGUUGUUGAAAUAAUGGACUAUGUGUUUAAAAAUCCUAUGGGUCAAGUUCCUACAAUUGAACAGUUAGUAAUGACUGAAUUCUUCAGAAAUAUUGAUCUCAGAGAAAUGCGUGCAACAUCUUGGCCUCUAUUACAAGCCAAAAUGACAGCUUCUUCAUCACAGUUAUUGGAAACUGUUAGAAAUAGAAACAGUAGCAAGAGUGGCUCGUCUUCAAAUAAUCAUGAUGUAACAGAGCCAAGUACUAAGGAAAAUCUACAAAUCAGAAAACUGUCAAUGAGAAGUAAAAGUUGUGACGAUGAGAAAUAUUCCCAUGCAACAGAAAGAAAAUCAAAUUUUGUCGGCGACAAAGAGUGCUUGGAACAUCGUGGCUUAUCACUGUAUCACCGACAGCAGUCACUAGAUUUUCAGUUUUUGGGAUAAAAAUAGCCCUCUAGUUUGUCUAAUAAUUUU